UCAUACGGAGAGAUUUGAAUGUUUUCGCAGUUUCACUAGAGCUGUCCAGAAGGAGUUCCGGUUAGAUAAAAGCGCCAGAGAUUCACGUGUUCUUCCUUUUCAAGUGAAUGCCGAAGUCGUGAACGGACCAUGUCUAGCGGUUCUGCUGACUACAACAGCUCACGAGAUCGAGACCAUGGAGGGCCUGAAGGAAUGGAGCCUGAUGGUAUCAUCGAGAGCAACUGGAACGAGAUUACAGACAAUUUUGAUGAUAUGAACUUGAAGGAAACUCUCCUUCGUGGAAUUUAUGCCUAUGGUUUUGAGAAACCCUCUGCAAUCCAGCAGAGAGCUAUAAUUCCUUGCAUAAAAGGUUAUGAUGUUAUUGCUCAGGCCCAGUCGGGAACUGGAAAAACGGCCACAUUUGCCAUUUCCAUCCUGCAGCAGCUGGAGAUUGAUCAGAAAGAAACUCAGGCUCUGGUCCUGGCACCAACCCGAGAGCUUGCUCAGCAGAUUCAGAAGGUUAUUCUGGCCUUGGGUGACUACAUGGGUGCUUCUUGCCAUGCUUGCAUUGGAGGCACCAAUGUGCGGAACGAAAUGCAGAAACUGCAGGCCGAAGCUCCGCACAUUGUCGUCGGCACACCGGGUCGUGUGUUUGACAUGCUAAACAGGAGGUACCUGUCUCCCAAAUGGAUAAAGAUGUUUGUCCUUGAUGAAGCCGAUGAAAUGCUGAGCCGUGGGUUCAAGGAUCAAAUUUAUGAGAUUUUCCAAAAAUUAAGCACAAACAUUCAAGUUGUGCUGCUUUCGGCCACCAUGCCUGCCGACGUGUUGGAGGUGACCACCAAAUUUAUGCGUGAACCUGUUCGCAUCCUGGUGAAAAAGGAGGAGCUGACUUUGGAGGGUAUCAAGCAGUUUUACAUAAAUGUAGAACGAGAGGAGUGGAAAUUGGACACACUUUGUGACCUCUACGAGACCCUUACAAUCACCCAGGCUGUUAUCUUCUUGAACACAAGGAGAAAGGUCGACUGGCUGACUGAGAAGAUGCAUGCAAGAGAUUUCACUGUGUCUGCUCUGCACGGAGACAUGGACCAGAAGGAGCGAGACGUAAUCAUGAGAGAGUUUAGGUCUGGUUCCAGCAGAGUUCUCAUAACCACAGAUUUGCUGGCACGUGGAAUUGAUGUGCAACAAGUUUCACUUGUCAUCAAUUAUGACUUGCCUACAAAUCGAGAAAACUAUAUCCAUAGGAUUGGCCGUGGGGGUCGGUUUGGCAGAAAAGGUGUUGCCAUCAACUUUGUGACUGAAGAAGACAAAAGGAUUCUUCGAGACAUUGAGACGUUUUACAAUACAACUGUUGAGGAGAUGCCUAUGAAUGUUGCCGACCUGAUUUAAACUUCUGAGAUUUUAACACGGGGAUAGCCGUUGAAUGAUCGUACCAUUUGUGCUUAUUUUAUUGGAAGGGGAAAAAAAAAAAAGCUACUCUCUUAAAUGCUGACCUCGGAUCUGACUUGCGAAUUCAAUACGUGACUCUCUGUGUGGACAGUUGUAGACUCCAACUAUAUCAGUAUUUUGCUGGUGGUGUUUACAAAACAUGGGUUCUUUACAUCUAUUCUUUAUGUGGUAUUUCACUAGUAUGUACAAAAUGUGUGUGUUCGAUGUUCUUCAUCGUUUAGUCAUUUACUUGUGGACUAAAAGAUACAAGUGCUGCAUCAAGUCUGCCAAUUAUGUUAUGCUAACAUAUGUAUGCAGUUUAACUUGGUUCACUUCACCUAUCUUUUCAGUAAUAUAAAGGCACUUUUUAGUUGUUUGUGGAAUGUUAAUUUAAUUAUAAAUUGUUUUUAUGAAGUACUGCUAUUUUGUGAAGUCUUCAAAGUUGGGUCUUAAACGUUCCAUCUAGCUUUUGGCCCAUUUGACAAAAAGGAUUGUGAUUGAUCCUGUCCGUGAAUUGUUGUCUUGUGUGUUUGGUACACAGAGUUGAUCUUGUGGUAGAGCAGGGCACUAAAAUGUAUACCUUAAAUGUGUUUGAUUUGGAUAGAAGUGUCUGCUAAAUGUUUAAAUAUUAAAUAGUUGAACAUAGUCCAUAUAAUUGUAGUUUCAGUUAAAUAACAUAUAUAGAAUAAUCGGAAUCCAUUUCUUAAUUGACCAUACAGGAAUUGACACCUUAUUACUCUUUUGGUGUUCCUGGUCAAAAACUUGUUUACUUUCAAUUAGCACAGGUUUUGUAUUUGUUUUUGGAACAUUGUUCGUAGGCUUCAUUGACCUGAGCCAAUGCACAUCUGUUUUUGAGUGAAAAAGAAUUAUUUGUUCAUAAUUUUGGCAGUAUUAAAAUAUGAGAACAUUCUGUACUAUUUAUCACAAUAGUGUGCUUUAAUGUUUAAGCAGGAAGUUGUUCUUUUUCACAGAGAUGAACUUUCUUACCCUGAACUGCAUUGAACAUCAAUUCAUCCAACAUUACCACACACACCAGAACUGUCUUUGCCCCACAGUGAUCCCUCCAAUAGAAUUGUAGUGUUUCUGUCAAAGAUGACUGUCAAUUGAAAAUGAAUGGGGAAGAUCACAAAAAACAGGACUUUUAUAUACAAAUCUGACCAUUGUGAUUUAAAAAAAAAAAAAAACUGUCCUCAGACCAUUUACACAUUAACACUGUCAUAUGAAAGACAUUUCAUGGAACAAAAAUGCCAACACUUCAUAUUUCUGUUAUAUUUUCUAAACAAACCAAAUCAACGAACACCUGGUGGUUUUGUGUUCUCAUCCACAUGACUGACUAGCUUUUUGCAUGUGCCUUGCAAAUGUGUGCUCUGCAUUUAAAACAAUGUUUGAGGAAAGAAAGAUUCUAUUGGAGAGGGGUCACUGGGGGUCAAAGACAGUUCUGUUGUUUGGUAGUGUUGGAUACAGUUCAGGUUAGGAUAAAGUUGAUCUCUGUGAAAAAGUAAGCAUGUAAUACUCAGUUUGUACGUGAACGUGUGUGUGUGUGCACAGGUCCGAGGCCUUUAUGUUUGCAAACACAUGUGAACAUGGACAUGCUCUUGAACACUUAAAAUUUCUCUUUUUUUUUUUUUUUUUGAUCUCCCCCAUUCAUUUUCAACGGCUAGUCAUUUUUGACCGGGAACACCAGAAGUGUGACUGUGCCAUUUUUUACUAAAUAAAAUCAUUUCAAAACAAACUUCCUGGUUAAACAUUAAAGCACACUAGUGUGAUAAAUAGUACAGAAUGUUUUCAUUAUUUAAUAUUGCCAAAAUGAUCCACAAAUAAUUCUCUUUUUUUCACAACAAAACGGAUGCACAUUAGCGUAGGUCAAUGAGGCCUAUGAUCAAUAAGUUCCAAAAAGAAAUACAAAACCUGUGCUAAUUGAAAGAAAACAAGUUGGCAAAAAGAUGUUAUCCAAUAUUCGGUGAUAAUUUAGCAUAAUAAGAGAUUUAUAAGCAAUUUUUAUAGGCCGGUCAUUUUUGACCGGGAACACCACAAGUGUGACUUUGUGCCAUUUUGUACAAAAUAAAAGCAUUUCAAAUCAA
This is a messenger RNA of Myxocyprinus asiaticus (Chinese sucker), 3485 nucleotides long. RefSeq names its product eukaryotic initiation factor 4A-II. The record is from RefSeq and is a predicted model, not a curated record. The transcript is spliced from 11 exons. The coding region runs from base 130 to 1365 and encodes 411 amino acids. Gene Ontology annotation, cellular component: cytoplasmic stress granule. Gene Ontology annotation, molecular function: translation initiation factor activity; ATP binding; RNA helicase activity. NCBI's taxonomy places the organism in Eukaryota, Metazoa, Chordata, Actinopteri, Cypriniformes, Catostomidae. Gene Ontology annotation, biological process: cytoplasmic translational initiation.